Messenger RNA from Acanthochromis polyacanthus (spiny chromis), 1361 nucleotides. Its product is annotated as interferon-induced protein 44-like. The annotation marks the transcript as partial. The transcript has 5 exons. Lineage: Eukaryota; Metazoa; Chordata; Actinopteri; Pomacentridae. The record is from RefSeq and is a predicted model, not a curated record.
UCAAUAAGAAAAGUAAUAUCUUUUUUUCUUGUGUGGAUUAACAGGAACUCCCAGGAAAAUCUUAAUUUUGUGAAAUCCUACCAGCCUCGAAACAAAGAAGUCAAACAUCUGAGAAUUCUGCUCAUUGGACCAGUUGGUUCUGGCAAGUCCAGUUUCAUCAACUCUGUCGACGGUGUUUUUCAAGACAGAAUCACUGGUCGAGCUGCGGUAGAUGCGGUCAUUGGAGGCAGCGUUACCAAUAAAUACAAAACUUACAAAAUUCGCAAAGACCCAGAGGGAUCUUAUUCUUUCAUAUUCAACGACACCAUGGGCUUUGAGCGAUCAGCUGGACGUGGAGUUCAUGUGGAAGACAUCAAACUGGCCCUGAAGGGACAUGUGAAGGAGGAUUACGAGUUCAACCCCAAAGAACCACUAACAGGAGGUGAUUUCUACAACCCAUCUCCCACUCUGGGUGACAGAGUUCAUGUUCUGGUUUCUGUUGUUCCUGCUGACAAGAUCUCUCUAAUGAGUGAAGAAGAUGUGAUAAAGUUGAGAGAGGUCAGACUGGCAGCCAGUGCCAUGAACAUUCCCCAACUGGCUAUUAUCACCAAAAUUGAUGAAGCCUGUCCAAAAGUCAGAAGAAAUAUCAAAAAUGCCUAUUGGAGCAAAGUCCUGAAGGAAAAGGUUGACAGAUGCAGCUCUCUGCUGGGCAUUCCACCAAACUGCAUCUUUCUUGUGAAGAACUACAGCUCAGAGAUCACACCAAGUGAUGACAUUAAUGCUCUGAUAUUGGUCGCACUGAGACAGAUGGUCUGCUUUGGUGAAGACUUCCUCAAGGACCUGCAGGACUGAUUUACAACUGCUGAGGGACAGUUAACAUGUUUGAAACAUGAAAGAAAUGAUGUAACUGAUGUGCAUAAUACUUGCUUUUUUAAUUGCUAAGGAUUUCAUGCAUAUAAAUGGCAAGCUUUAAAUUUGAACUUAAAAUUUGUUCAUGCAUUUUCUUAUUGCCUGUUAGUUUACUUGGUUAAAUACAAAAUGGUGAUAUGAAACAACAUUCUGCUAGAAAUUAUGCUUGUUUGUGUGGAAACAUGAAUAAAAAAAUAUCAAUACACUGAGAAACCAUUAAAAUGUAAACCAGUCCAUUGUGACUUAUGUUCUUUUGAGUGGGGAUUUCCUCUUGUCUUAAAGAAAGAAAUCUUUACACGUGUAUUCACAUCCAAGUAAACAGGAUGUUUACACUCAAAGGGUCCGUAGUGAAGCAUUUUAGUGUGAAUCAUGCAUGUUUUGUUUGGUUUAAUAUGGAGUUUUUUUUCCUUAAUUUCCUGAUAUUAGCUCAUUGUAAGUUAUGUGUGUUGUUAAAUGAAAACAUGUAAAUUGCA